Molecule: messenger RNA, 2604 nt
Organism: Exophiala aquamarina CBS 119918
Lineage: Eukaryota; Fungi; Ascomycota; Eurotiomycetes; Chaetothyriales; Herpotrichiellaceae
Exons: 2
Coding region: 1-2604 (867 amino acids)
Biological process (GO): maturation of 5.8S rRNA from tricistronic rRNA transcript (SSU-rRNA, 5.8S rRNA, LSU-rRNA); maturation of LSU-rRNA from tricistronic rRNA transcript (SSU-rRNA, 5.8S rRNA, LSU-rRNA); rRNA methylation
Cellular component (GO): nucleolus; nucleus; preribosome, large subunit precursor
Molecular function (GO): rRNA (uridine-2'-O-ribose)-methyltransferase activity; rRNA (guanine) methyltransferase activity
Source: RefSeq, a predicted model, not a curated record
AUGGCGAUUCAGAAGAAACAUGGUAAAGGCCGUCUAGAUAAAUGGUAUAAACUCGCGAAGGAGAAAGGAUACCGAGCCCGAGCCGCCUUCAAGCUAAUCCAAUUGAAUAAGAAAUAUGGUUUCCUCGAGAAGAGUCGGGUCGUGCUGGAUCUCUGCGCUGCUCCAGGUUCAUGGUGUCAGGUUGCAGCAGAGACAAUGCCACCAAGCAGUUUGAUCAUCGGCGUUGACUUAGCGCCCAUCAAGCCGAUACCGAGGGUUAUUUCCUUCCAGAGCGACAUCACGACCGAUAAAUGCCGAGCCACAAUCAGACAGCACAUCAAACACUUGAAAGCUGAUACCGUCCUUCACGAUGGUGCACCCAAUGUCGGUGUGGCCUGGGUGCAGGAUGCGUUCUCACAAGCCGAGCUCGUCCUACAGUCUAUGAAAUUGGCUACAGAAUUCUUGAAAGAGGGAGGAACAUUCGUCACAAAGGUUUUCCGGUCCAAGGACUACAACGCCCUCCUUUGGGUGUUCAAGCAGUUAUUUACAUCCGUGGAAGCAACAAAACCACCUUCUUCCAGAAAUGUCUCGGCGGAAAUCUUUGUCGUCUGCAGAGGCUACAAAGCCCCAAAGAGACUGGAUCCUAAAUUCCUCGACCCAAAACACGUGUUUGCCGAAGUGCUGGCGCCAACGCCGAACAACGAAGCAAAAGUAUUCAACCCGGAAAAAAAGAAGAGGAAGCGAGAAGGGUACGAAGAAGGGGAAUACACGCAGCAUAAAGAAAUUGCCGUCAGCGAAUUCAUCCACACCACGGAUCCGAUUGCCAUCUUGGGAACAGUGAAUAAGCUGAGUUUCGAGCAGAAGGACAAUGGCGACCUCGCCUUAGCGACCUUGGACAGAUUACCCGAAACCACAGUGGAAAUCCGUAAAUGUUGUGAGGAUCUAAAAGUGUUGGGCAAGAAAGAAUUCCGAACACUUCUGCGGUGGCGUUUGAAAGUACGUGACAUUUUCGGCAUGUCAAGCAAAGCAAAGAAAGAGGAUCAAGCUGAGGAAGCCGAAUGGCAAGGAGAAGAAGUCGCAGAAGUGGAGCCUAUGGACGAGGAACUCAAAAUCCAGGAAGAACUCCAAAGACUUCGGGAGCAAGAGUCAAAGGCGAGGAGGAAGGACCGACGGAAAGACAACGAGAAGAAACGCAAAGAAACCAUCAGGAUGCAGAUGCACAUGACGACACCACAUGAUAUUGGUUUAGAACAGCAGGGUCCCAAUGGCGAAGGGUCGAUGUUCAAUAUCAAAGCCGCCGAUAGAGCCGCAGAUGCGACGAGGAUCACGACGGGCAGGAUGGAGGAUGUGGAGAAUCUCGAGUCUGAACCGUCGGAUGACGAAACAGACAAUGGAGCCGACUCCGAUGACGAGGCUGACCAGCUUGAGAGACAACUCGACUCUAUGUACGAGUCGUAUCAACAGCGUAGAGAGGAAGCCGACGCUAAAGCCCGCGCCAAAAAGGCAAGGAAGGAAAAGGAGACGGAUGAAUGGGGUGGAUUGUCAGACGAAGAGGACCAAGAUAAAGGCGGCGAUGCCACUGAUGCAGAGUCCAAUUAUGACAACGAAGAUGGAUAUUACACCAUGGCUGACCUUCCGAAGAGUGAAGGACUCUCAACCAAGGCAGCUAUGUUCUUCGACCAAGACAUCUUUCAAGACCUCGGGAUUGAGGAUGACGACGACAAGGACAGCGCAAUUGAACUGGACGACGAGUCAUCAGACCAGACACAAGCAAAAUCUGCGCCGGAGAAGAGCGCCGCUCAACCCACCAGUGCCAUCACCACCACCGCCGACGGCAAACCCCUCAAAUCGGCUCUUAAGAAAUCAAGCACCUCCACCGGCACACAACAGUCCCAACUUCCCAGACUCACCAAGAAAUCCAAAUCCAAACCCAAUGUCUACGAGUCCGAGAGCGACCCCGAGUCCGAACCAGCACCGUCUAAAUCCCAAACAGACCCCUCUGCAGGCAACACCACACCAGCACGGCCCGAAGACCCCCUCCUCCCUUCGGGGCACCUGGACAUCGACAUCAUCACGGCCGAGGCCAUGACACUGGCACAAUCGCUCGCCUCGCGGCAAACCCGCCCCACCGACCUCAUCGACGACAGCUUCAACAAGUACACGUUCCGGGACGUGGACGGCCUGCCGGAAUGGUUCGUGGACGACGAAGGUUCGCACUCCAAGCCGCACCGGCCCAUAACAGCCGCGGCCGCCGCGGCCAUCAAAGAAAAGCUUCGUGCGUUGAACGCCCGACCGAUCAAGAAAGUCCGGGAAGCGAAAGGACGCAAGAAGUUCAAGGCGGCGCAAAGACUCGAGAAGCUGAGGAAGAAGUCCGCGCUGUUGCUUGAGGAUGAGGGCGUGAGUGAGAAGGAUAAGGCAAGCGGGAUUGCGCGCAUGAUGGCGCGGGCGGCGAAGAAGGGAGGCAAGCAAAAGGAGAAGGUGAAGGUUGUAGUUGCCAGGGGUGGGAAUAAGGGGAUCGCCGGACGGCCGAGGGGCGUCAAGGGCAGAUAUAAGAUUGUGGAUGCUAGGUUGAAGAAGGAUGCGAGGGCCGAGAAGAGGUUGAAGAAGAAGAUGGGGACUAGGUGA